This is a messenger RNA of Ananas comosus (pineapple), 2124 nucleotides long. Its product is annotated as probable amino-acid racemase. The record is from RefSeq and is a predicted model, not a curated record. Bases 780 to 1760 code for a protein of 326 amino acids. The transcript has 2 exons. NCBI's taxonomy places the organism in Eukaryota, Viridiplantae, Streptophyta, Magnoliopsida, Poales, Bromeliaceae.
GGAUUUAUCUAUAUGCAGCAGAACCCAAGAUAUCUUCUCGCAUUAUUGAGAUUCUUCUUUGUCAGAUUUUCCAUCCACAAGGAAGGCCCUCGAAAGUAGGCUCUUUCAGUCUCCAUGCUAUUCCGCCCACACCCACCCUUAUAAAAAUCAAACUUGCUGAUGAUGUUUUGCUUUGUCUACUUCUAGCUUAUUAGAGUUUCUUCGCUCAUUACUGUGGUUUUUUUUCUUUUUCUUUGUUUCUUUUGGCUCUCUGGGGGUUCAGCGAGGUGAUCCUUUUCUCUUUUCUUAGGCCAUCACUCAUCUGAGGUGGAUUUCUUUGGUCGCCCUGGCCAAAAUUUGCAUAUCAAGAGAUUCAAGAGAAGGCUACUUUAUUGGCUCUCUUAAUUCUCUCCCUCUCAGCGCGCGCGCGCGUGCGCGCGUGGGGCGUGAGGUCUAAAGCUUUUCAGUCCAAAAGAAGACAACACCAGCGAAAGGGUCAUCUCAGGUAGUGAUAAUUUCAAACUUGGUAGCAUAGGUGAGCCUUCUCUAAUUACUAAUGUUGGUGAUCCUAUCUAUGGCAUAAUACCUGACUGUUUCCUUGGUAAAACGUAUGUGAGUGAAAUCACCAGUUGCCUUUGGUUUUCAUCGCCGAGAUAUCUCGGUAGCUCCCGGAACGGACGACGGCAAAGAUGUGAUUAGCUUGCUCAGGAAUUAACAAAAGAAGCAACGCAACAGGUCUACGAAUACCACUAACACAGGAGGGUGGGGGUGCCCAGGGUGCUCUCGACAGGAGCAUAGUAAUGUCAUGCCAAUUGUUGAGUUACCCGUUAGCUUCAAUGUUUUGGAACAAUAGAACCCAUCGCAAAUCUCGGCCUUGUUGUUCUGUUUCUAAUUCAAAACAAUCAUCACUCCUUGUGAAGACUGAUGGGAAUGGCAGAGUACUUUCUGAAUCGAAGAACUUGGACACGGGUUCCCCUUCAUCUGCAGCAGCUGCUCUCAUCAGUGGCCCUGUGCUCAGUCUACCCUACACAGUAGGUGUCAUAGGAGGGGUGUCUGCUGCUCUUACUCUCGCUUUCUUGGAGAAGCUUGUCGCAUGGUCUUCUCAAGAGAGUCAGGAAUCACUUCCUUUUAUCGUUUGCAACGAUCCAACUCUCACCAGAGAGUAUGUAAAUGCUAGCUCAAGAGACAACAACGGCCAAACCGAUUAUACUUCGAUCGUGAGGAGUUUACGGAGGAAGCGAGUUUUCUUGGAGAGAUCUGGAGCUCGUUGCAUUGUUAUGCCGUGUCAUGCAUCUCAUAGGUGGCAUGAGGAAAUUUCAAAUGACUGUUCAGUGCCAUUUCUUCAUGUGGGCGACUGUGUUGCCAAGGAACUCAAGGCGGCCGACCUGAAGCCAAUUGAAGCUGGAAGCAAUGUGCGUAUAGGGCUUAUUGCUACAGAUUAUCCUCUAACCGCUAGCUUCUAUCAGGAGAAACUGCAGAACGAGGGCUUUGAGGUAGUGUAUCCAGACAAAGCAACCAUGGAGCACAUUGUUGUACCAGCUGUCAGUGCAUUUAGAAGAAAGGACAUGGAGGGUGCAAGAACUCUUUCACGGAUAGCACUCCAAGUUCUUUUAGUGAGGGCUGUCAACACCAUAGUUCUUGCCUCCGAUGAUAUUACCAGAAUCUUACCUCGAGAUGAUCCCCUUCUUGAGAAAUGCAUCGACCCUAUGGAUAUUUUGGCAAGGGAGACUAUAGCAUGGGCCAAAUCAUUAGAAGGAAACGACCCUAAUGUGGUUGAAUGAUGUACAUCCUGUAUUCAUCUUAUAGGAGAAACCCUUUUAAAGAGCGUAUCCUCAAUGGUUGCACAGAAUUGUGGAUAGACCAGAUUUUCCGUAAUCAAUUGGCACAGAAUUGUGGAUAGACCAGAUUUUCUGUAAUCAAUCGGCAUAAAACACGCAGCAGUCAUGUAAUCAUAGAAUAUAGUUUGUUGGUUUGUUCUUUAGCUUGAUACUUGUCUUCUAGGUUACAAUGCAAAUCAAGGCCUUGUCAGCUUUUCUGCUCAUAUCAGUUUUACGACGGUCUUGUUCAUUUGUAAGCAAAUCCAUUAGGUUUAGUUGAAUACUUGAAUUUAAAGUUUCCGGGGAGAGCCUUCAGUUGUGUUCCAAA